This is a messenger RNA of Nicotiana tabacum (common tobacco), 1879 nucleotides long. Its product is annotated as F-box/FBD/LRR-repeat protein At5g56420-like. The record is from RefSeq and is a predicted model, not a curated record. NCBI's taxonomy places the organism in Eukaryota, Viridiplantae, Streptophyta, Magnoliopsida, Solanales, Solanaceae. Gene Ontology annotation, molecular function: protein binding.
AAUGUGAUUGUAAAGGCUAAUUAGAAGUCCAAUAAACUACCAACGCCGAGAGCACCGAUCUCGCUACUGCCGACUUCACGCAACGGGAACUUCCUUUUCCUAUGGACAUUGGCGUUCUAUCCACAAACCAGGUACCUCCUUUUGCUUAAGGUUAUAGAAAAUAAUUUAGCGAUAAUGGAAGGGACGGAUCAAAUUUUCCAGUUGCCACAGCCAAUUUUGGACCACAUUCUGUCUUUUUUUGCUAUUAAAGAUGCUGCAAAAACUAGUACAUUGUCCAAGGUUUGGAACAGUGUUUGGACUUCCCUUUCCUCCUUAAAUUUUGGUGAUAAUUAUUUUCGUCAGUCCAAAAAUAUUGUGGAUCAAAUUCUAGCAAAUCGGCUAAACCAGAACAUCUCUAUAAAAAGGUUCAAGGUAAAUGUACCAAAUUAUCGAUCAAAGGAUGUGGAUAAUUGGAUUGAAAUACUGGUAACCUGUAAUAUCAAAGAGCUGUUUUUAGAGGUUGGCAUAUACACUUACAACAAGUUACCUGAAGUAGUCUUUGAUGCCAAAGCUUUAAACGUGCUUAGUUUACGUGGAUUUAAGCUUGAAUUACCCUCGGGUGGCAUAAAGUUUUCAUCUUUGCGAGAGUUAUACCUUGUUGAUUCAUUUUUGGACGAGCAAUUACUUCAAGCUCUAUGCAAAAUUUGUAUCCAUUUAGAAGUUUUGUCUUUAAGUGGAUUUCAUGGACUAAUGAGUUUACAAGUUUCAGGAACUUUACCUAAACUAAGGACGGUAAAGUUGCUAUAUUGCCCUCCUAAAUUCAAGAUGGUUGAUAUUGUAGCACCUAAUCUUAAAGACCUUUACAUUAGCUCCUUCGGUCAGGACCUACGUGUAAUUAACAUAACUGCUUGCAAAUCCGUAAAGCAUUUGAAGCUCACUUCUGUGGCUGUCACUGACCAAUGGUUAGAGGACCUUUUCUCCAAUCUAUCUAACCUUGAAAUCUGUUACUUAUUUUCUUGUUCGUCGUUGAAGAUUAUUAAGAUUUCAAGCUACCGGCUUAAGCUUCUGAAAGUAGUCGCGUGCUAUAAUCUGAUUGCGAUUGAUCUGGAUACACCUAACUUAUUAAGAAUCACUUCUGAUGUUCGUCAUGGAAAAGAGGAACUCUUGUUCAAACUGAAAGCUUCGCAAUUGCUGGAAGCUAAGAUCAAAUUGAUUCCAGGUCCAGAAGACCUUGACACUCAUUGGUACUCUAAGCUCGCGAAUUCUCUUGUUAACUUUAAUCAUUCCAGGGCUAUUACACUAAGCUGCGACGAAGACAAGGUGAUAGUUAUACCAAAAGACAUGAGAGAAAACUUGUUUCCUCCACUCUCUGGUCCUAAGGGUUUGCACAUUAAAAUUAUGGAUCGGUCGAAUUAUUCAGUUGUGGACGUUGUUGAUAGUUUGCUUUGGAUGUCUCCUCAACUGGACAUCUUAUCUGUUGACCAGGGUCGAGACUUAAAGAGCGUGAUCAAGUUUACAUACAGAGAUGAAGAUGAAGCUGAUGAUGAAGACGAGAAACCUUGUUGUGCAUCUCUACCUUGGAAAUGUUGGAAGCAUGAGUUAAAGAAAGUUAAAUUGCAGAACUUUACAUGUACGGAGCUAGAGAAGCUGAGAAACUAUUUUCUCUCAAAUACAGAUAUAUUGGAGAAGAUAAUUGAAGAUCCACCAUAAUGCAGCCUUUUUACUUCAGUUCAGUAGAUUUACUUUAACUAAGUUUCCAUGGUUCCUUAUGUGUAGUUGCAUCUAGCUAAUUUUAGGUUUUGAAUAAAUUUGCUACUGUACUAGGAGCAGGUUGUGUACUCGCCGAUCAUGGGCGAUCUCUCUUGGGACGUUUGUUUGCAAUGACAUUGUUUUUUUUUUU